Sabethes cyaneus is the source of this 1410-nucleotide messenger RNA. RefSeq lists its product as uncharacterized. The record is from RefSeq and is a predicted model, not a curated record. The transcript is spliced from 5 exons. NCBI's taxonomy places the organism in Eukaryota, Metazoa, Arthropoda, Insecta, Diptera, Culicidae. Bases 1 to 1410 code for a protein of 469 amino acids.
AUGACUAACCACCAAAGGCCCAUAAGCUCUGCCAGUGUCGAAGAGGGACGAGCCUCCGGCGGAGGACGAUAUCAGCUUCCAUUUAGUGACCUUCUAACGAAACCGGUCAGAUAUAAAAGUUCUAGUUAUCAGGAAAGUUACAAGAUGCCAAAAUACAUCGUAUAUCCCAGUAACAGCCAGUUAAACGAUAAUAAUGAUGUUGCAAUGGACCGAUUUGCACCUGGUGAAGCAUAUGGUGGGACAAUCUACAAAAUUUUAAAGCAAAAACAACAGGGAUAUCAAUACAAAAAGCCGGAUAAUCCUGCUUUAGACGACUCUUCCAGCCAAGCACCUCCGCCUCCUCCUCCACCUCCACCCACGAUGGCUUCACCUCCGAAAGUAACUCCUCCGCCACCACCCAUUAUCGUAGCACCUACUCCCGUUUCAAUGAGUGCCCCACCCAGUAUGGGUUCAGCACCAGUUCCACCCUCAGAUCUGAAUAAAUUUCCUCCGAACAGCGACGCCAACUAUCCCUCAUUCAUGAGCAAUCCACCAAGCUACGACAGCCCAAUAACCAGCUACCUUCCACCGGACUCCAAACCCAUGUCGAGCCCUUCAUCGAACCAAUACAUUCCUCCACCGGAUUUGUUCAACUUUCCCCCAAACAUUAACUCAAACUAUCUUCCGCCUCCAUCGAACGGACCGCCAAAGUUCAACGGGAUUUCCAGCUAUUUGCCACCUCCAGCGGGCCAAUUAUCAGAUUCGGGUUCACCACCGUCCGGUCCACCAUCGAAUGGUGACGACAUGGUCGGAACCAUCCCGGUUGGUGCCGAUAGUCCUCAAUAUCUGCCACCGAAAGGGCCGUACCUACCGCCUAGCGAUAUGAGCAUGGCAAUGCCUCAAAUGAUGGGCAUGCCUAUGCCUGGUCCACCUCCCAUGGUUCCUGGUCCUCCACCAGACCAUUCCUAUCCUUUCCACUUCAGUGACUACGAUCACCACCACCACCAUCCUCACCAUCAUGAUCACUAUCCGGAAUACAUUUACGAUGAUCAUGAUCAUCAUCACUUCCAUCAUGACGAAAUCAUGACGACAACUGCAGCGCCUCCACCACCACCACCCCCACCACCGCCGCCACCAGAGCCAGGCACUGCACGUGUUAAAAACUACAGUUACUACUAUAUCAGUCGAACGCUUUGGUAUGUCCCGCUCUACUUUACUCUGUACUUCUGCUUCUAUGUCCUGAUUUUGAUCCUGCGUUCCAUCGCGCGACACAAGGUCAAUAUUCCAAAUCAAUGGGUUGGAAGGUCUGGUUCAAGAACACUGGACGCCUUGCCACACAUGACGAACGCACAGAUGAUAGAAAAAGUUGACACCUUAACAAACUUUGUCAUGGGUCAGAUUGACGAUUUCAAGACAAAAUACAUUGGGUGA